This is a messenger RNA of Candidozyma haemuli, 2505 nucleotides long. RefSeq names its product phosphatidylinositol 4,5-bisphosphate-binding protein (gene SLM2). The transcript has a single exon. Lineage: Eukaryota; Fungi; Ascomycota; Pichiomycetes; Serinales; Metschnikowiaceae. The record is from RefSeq and is a predicted model, not a curated record. Bases 1 to 2505 code for a protein of 834 amino acids.
AUGUCCAACUACCACGAUCCGCUUUCCGUGGCGUUGCCCUUCCUGUUCCAUAACCAGGACGAUUACCCGACUGAAAUCGUUGCCCACCGUUUCCAGGCAUGGCGCUAUAUCCUUAAAGACCUCGUUGCCUACCUAAGGCUGUAUGCUUCAGUCCAGGAGGAGAUCUUGAGGCAGCAGGCUCGUCUCCAGCAGGCUGUGGGCGCCUCCGCUGCCGUGGCUUCGUCUAACGCUUCUUUGGGAGGGGGCCGUUCUCAUGCUCAUAAGGAUAAGGAAUGGCAAGAUGACCUUCAGGCUAUAAACGAGUUCUUCUUGCCAAUUGGUAAUGGCUCCAUUCAAGAUCUCCCCACGAUACUCACGCGGUUCCACCAGCAGAAUAUUGAAAACGGUACCAAGACCUUGAAGGAAAUCCAGCUGGUGGUGAUCCCCCGUUUGGAAGAUUUGCGCAAGGACCUUGUGCUUAAGAUCAAGGAGAUUCGUAAGUUGCAAAACGACUUCAAAAAUACCUUGACCCGUGAUCUCCAAGAUUCCAGCUCCCUUUUGAGCAAGUUCAACCAUGCAAUUGACAUUGCUAACCGCCACGAGUUGUUGACCACCUCCGGCGAGCCUGUCCCUCAUUCGCAUGACUCUGAACUCGAUAGCACCAAAAGAGAUCCUUAUCUUGUUCGUUUGAAGCUUAAGGAACAGCUUAGCAGACAGCUCAAGGAAGAGCGUUAUCUUUAUGACGCCUACGAGAACUUACAGUCAUCGUCCCAAAAGUUAGAGUCCAUUGUUGUUUUGGAAGUCCAAAACUGUCUCCUGAUUUUCCUUAACUUGGUGCAAAACGAGCAUUCCACUAUCCCAGAGUUCUUGGUGCCCAGACUCUCUGAGGGUUUCCUUGCCAAGGAGUCCCUGUUCGAGUGGAACUCCUUCAUCGACCGUAACUUGCCCAAGACUUCCACCAUUUCCAAGAAUCUCAUGUCCGGCAAAUUCAUCGACUUAUCUUAUCCUGCCAGAAAAUUAGCCGACUUAAAUAUUCCUCAUUUCGAAUCUUUGGUCAACUUGCCUAUCAGAGAAGGCAUCUUAGAAAGAAGAUCCAAGUUCUUGAACAAGUAUUCCAGUGGCUGGUAUGUUUUGACAUGCAGCUACCUCCAUGAGUUCAAAACAAACGACAGAAAGCGUGAUCCUCAGCCUGUUAUGUCCCUUGCCUUAGAUACAUGUUCUGUUGACAAGCACACGAAGAAGGAUGACUCCAAGCAACUUGGCUCCUACAAGUUUAUUUUGUACUCCAAGCAACAGAAUGGUAUUAUCCACAGAGGUCACAAUUGGUCAUUCAAAUGCAGCACCUACGAAGAAAUGAUUCUGUGGUAUAACGAUAUCAAGCAAUUGACCCAGUUAGCAUCGCCCUCUGCAAGAGCCAAGGCUUUUAGCAAGGUCCUCCAAGCAAAGAAAAAUGAUAUAACUGAUAAGAAGUUAUCAAGAGCAUCAAGUGUGUUAUCUGCGCAGACUGGUCCUGGCGUUCGAUCUGUAAGGUCAAAUUUCACCGGUGCUUCCAAGGUACGGAACCCAUUGAGUCCUACCCAGUCGGUGAGAUCCAAGGCACUUUCCCAGACAGCAUCGGCCGCUUCAACCGGCCAGAACCAGCGUUUGUCGUCUACAUUCUCGCAGAAAAACUACCAUCAAUCCCCAAAGCUUUCCAAUUUGAUCAAUAGUGAUGGAACUAUCGUGACUCCCGUUGAUACCCACCAGGCAGAUACACACAAGGAUCAUGAACAUGGUGACACUACCUUAACUGGUCAGUCGAGUCAAUACGCUCCAGAGCACGAAUUCCAGGAUCAACAUGAGAGCGAGUAUGACCAGCAGUCACAGGCUGCUCCUAAGGCAGUACCAAUGCCAAAUGGAACUGCUUCUGCAAAUCCACAAGGUACUCCUCAGCAAUUUAUUCCACAAAAUUACCAGUACUACUUCAGUCAAGUGAACUCGCAGCCGCAACAGUUCUACGAUCCGGUUCUGCAACAGUUCUUCACAAUCAACGCAAUUCCUGUUCCUGAUGCAUCGCAGGUCCCUUCGUCUUCAUCGCAAGGACCCGCCUCGGUUCAACCUCUGCAAACUGGACGUACCCCUGUGCAAGGACAGCCGAUGCCACAAUACUUCCCACUGUCUCCACAGACGCAGCCACAAGCGCAGUAUUUCCCAGCAUCGCCAAACUUCCAGCCGCAGAUCAUUCAAACAGCUGCCACUCCUCAAAAUGUACAGCAGCCUGAGAAUGGUAGAGUAAAGGCUCCAUAUGUGCCACACUUCCCUCAGCAUUUCAACGAACAAGGCCCUAGUGGAUCUGGAGCCAACGUUCAAGGGAAACCUGGUAACUUGCCUUACCCAACCAACUUGGAGCAUCCAGGCCAAUCGAGACAGAAUCUGACAACGUCCACUGGCUCACUCACGGUUACGAAAACUGUUCCAGGAACCUUCAAGACCGUGGAGGAAGGUCAGUUAGCCGAUGACCAAAUUUCCCAGGCCAACAUCAGGUAA